Talaromyces proteolyticus is the source of this 1107-nucleotide messenger RNA. Its product is annotated as NAP family protein. Gene Ontology annotation, molecular function: chromatin binding; histone binding. Gene Ontology annotation, biological process: nucleosome assembly. NCBI's taxonomy places the organism in Eukaryota, Fungi, Ascomycota, Eurotiomycetes, Eurotiales, Trichocomaceae. The coding region runs from base 1 to 1107 and encodes 368 amino acids. The record is from RefSeq and is a predicted model, not a curated record. The transcript is spliced from 3 exons. Gene Ontology annotation, cellular component: nucleus; chromatin.
AUGUCUGCUGAAGAAGGUCGCGCUCUCGAGGAUCUUAUCUCGCUGCCCGCCAUCCCCAAGGAGGCCGGUCGCAAGAUUACGCAGAUCGAGCAGGAAUUCGUGCGUGCGGAAAUCGAGCAAUUGCGCAAGCAAAUCCCCAUUCUCCGUCCCAUCUACGCCAAGCGCAAUGCCGUCAUCGCCUCCAAGGACCUCCAAGAAGCCGAUUUCUGGCCGCGCGUCUUUGCCAAUGCACCCCAGGAAGUCGACGAGUACAUUCUUGCUACCGACGCCGCUGUCAUCGGGCAGUGUCUCAAGAACCUGACCGUCGAGCGUCUCGAGGUUGACGACAAUGGCAAUGGUGGAGACCCGCGCAGCGUGCGCUUUGUCUUUGACUUUGCGACCGGCGAGGAGAACCCGUAUUUCACAAAUGCCCAGCUCGUCAAGGAUUUCUACUACCGCAAGAAUGUCACCAAGAGCGCCAAGGGCAAGCGCCGCACUUGGGAGGGCUAUGUCUCUGCCCCCGUCCGCAUCAACUGGAAGGAAGACCAGGAUCUGACCAAGGGCCUGCUUGAUGCUACUUGCGACUUGUACGAGGCCGAGCAGAAGGACAAAUCGGUCGACCGUGUCAAGCUCCCCGAGUACGGAAAACUCGCUAAGAAGCUUGAAGAAGUUGAGGCUGAGGCGCUCACUGGCGAUGACGAGGAGGAGGCUGAUGAUGACAACCCUAUCGCCGCUAGCAGCCCGGCUGGCGUGAGCUUCUUCGCCUGGUUCGGCUACCGCGGUGGCGAGGUUACCGCUGAGCAGUCUGCUGCUGCUGAAAAGGAAGAGCUUGAGCGAUGGCAGAAGAUUGAGCGGGGCGAAAAGGUUGAUGAUGAGGAUGAAGAGGAUGAGGAUGAGGAUGAGGAUGACGACGAGGAGGAGGACUCUCUUGAGGCUGCAGAGGUCUUCCCAGACGGAGAAGACGUCGCCAUUGCCUUGGCUGAGGAUCUCUGGCCCAACGCUCUGAAAUAUUACGUCCAAUCGUACGAGGAAAUCGACGAUUUCGAUGAUGAGAUGGAUAUUGAGGAGCUUGACGACGAAGAGGACGAGGACGAGGACCAGCCUCCAUCCAAGAAGGCCCGCACUUAA